AUGUCACACACACAGGACGAACAGCACUAUAAAAGCCCCCGAUCAUUGUUCGAAGGAUUUAAACAAGCAGGUGUCCUUGGGCUGAACAAGCGUGAAAUAUCGAAUAGGGUUUUUAGAAACUGAACUACACGGCAGCACCAUGCAGAUCUUCGUGAAGAUGUUGACCGGCAAGACCAUUGCCGUAGACACUGAGCCUGAGGCAACGGUGGAAAGUGUCAAGAAACAGAUCGACGAGCGUGAGGAAAUCCCUCCAAACCAACAGCGCAUGAUCUUCGCGGGCAAACAACUGGAAGAUGGCCGUCAGCUACAGGAAUACAGCAUCAUCAAGGGUUCUACAAUCCAUCUGGUUCUGCGCCUCAAGGGUGGCAUGCAGAUCUUCGUGAAGAUGUUGACUGGCAAGACCAUUGCUGUGGACACAGAACCGGAAGCAACAGUCGAGAGUGUCAAGAAACAGAUCGAUGAGCGAGAGGAAAUCCCUCCAAACCAACAGCGCAUGAUCUUCGCUGGCAAACAACUGGAAGAUGGCCGUCAGCUACAGGAAUACAGCAUCAUCAAGGGCUCUACAAUCCAUCUGGUUCUGCGCCUCAAGGGUGGCAUGCAGAUCUUCGUGAAGAUGUUGACUGGCAAGACCAUUGCUGUGGACACAGAACCGGAAGCAACAGUCGAGAGUGUCAAGAAACAGAUCGAUGAGCGAGAGGAAAUCCCUCCAAACCAACAGCGCAUGAUCUUCGCUGGCAAACAACUGGAAGAUGGCCGUCAGCUACAGGAAUACAGCAUCAUCAAGGGCUCUACAAUCCAUCUGGUCUUACGUCUCAAGGGUGGUAUGCAGAUCUUCGUGAAGAUGUUGACUGGCAAGACCAUUGCUGUGGACACAGAACCGGAAGCAACAGUCGAGAGUGUCAAGAAACAGAUCGACGAGCGUGAAGAAAUCCCACCAAAUCAACAGCGCAUGAUCUUCGCUGGCAAACAACUGGAAGAUGGUCGUCAGCUACAGGAAUACAGCAUCAUCAAGGGCUCUACUGUUCAUCUGGUCUUACGUCUCAAGGGUGGUAUGCAGAUCUUCGUGAAGAUGUUGACUGGCAAGACCAUUGCUGUGGACACAGAACCGGAAGCAACAGUCGAGAGUGUCAAGAAACAGAUCGACGAGCGUGAGGAAAUCCCUCCAAACCAACAACGCAUGAUCUUCGCUGGCAAACAACUGGAAGAUGGUCGUCAGCUACAGGAAUACAGCAUCAUCAAGGGCUCUACAAUCCAUCUGGUCUUACGUCUCAAGGGUGGUAUGCAGAUCUUCGUGAAGAUGUUGACUGGCAAGACCAUUGCUGUGGACACAGAACCGGAAGCAACAGUCGAGAGUGUCAAGAAACAGAUCGACGAGCGUGAAGAAAUCCCACCAAAUCAACAGCGCAUGAUCUUCGCGGGCAAACAACUGGAAGAUGGCCGUCAGCUACAGGAAUACAGCAUCAUCAAGGGCUCUACUGUUCAUCUGGUCUUACGUCUCAAGGGUGGUAUGCAGAUCUUCGUGAAGAUGUUGACUGGCAAGACCAUUGCUGUGGACACAGAACCGGAAGCAACAGUCGAGAGUGUCAAGAAACAGAUCGAUGAGCGAGAGGAAAUCCCUCCAAACCAACAGCGAAUGAUCUUCGCUGGCAAACAACUGGAAGAUGGUCGUCAACUACAGGAAUACAGCAUCAUCAAAGGUUCUACUGUUCAUCUGGUUCUACGACUGAAGGGAGGAGUACAACUCAUUGAUUGAACCACUCUGGAUGAUUACUAGAACAAUGAAAUAUCGAAAAAAGGCUCCAAACUCAUUCCGUUGAUGAGGUAAAAUGCAACAGAAAAGCAAACAAACUGCCAAACAAAAUAUCGAUCAAAUCGAUCUAAAUACUUGCAGAUUCAACCGGAUAUAGUUCGCUAGACUAUGUCCAUGAAGUUUAAUAAAUAAUGAAAUGUUUUGUUGAAA
Messenger RNA from Anopheles funestus (African malaria mosquito), 1960 nucleotides. Its product is annotated as polyubiquitin-C-like. Gene Ontology annotation, cellular component: cytoplasm; nucleus. Gene Ontology annotation, biological process: modification-dependent protein catabolic process; protein ubiquitination. Gene Ontology annotation, molecular function: protein tag activity; ubiquitin protein ligase binding. NCBI's taxonomy places the organism in Eukaryota, Metazoa, Arthropoda, Insecta, Diptera, Culicidae. The transcript has 2 exons. The record is from RefSeq and is a predicted model, not a curated record. Bases 140 to 1753 code for a protein of 537 amino acids.